UGGAUCUUGCCCAUUGCUAAGCGUAUCAGCGAGAAAAGAAAAGUCAAAGUGAGAAUCUCGAUAUCAAGCGGUCAGAUAGCAGUAUUUUUCUAUUUUCCAGCUUUCAAACUUUAACUAUGGCAUCCAACACGGAAGAUUUCUAUCUGCGCUAUUACGUCGGUCAUAAGGGUAAAUUCGGACACGAAUUUCUCGAAUUUGAGUUCCGGCCGGAUGGCAAAUUAAGAUACGCAAACAAUUCCAACUACAAAAACGAUACCAUGAUUCGGAAAGAAGCGUACGUCCACCAGUCCGUCAUGGAGGAGCUAAAACGAAUCAUUGUAGAUUCGGAAAUCAUGCAGGAGGAUGACUCGAUGUGGCCACCACCGGAUCGAGUAGGACGACAGGAGCUGGAGAUUGUGAUUGGAGAUGAGCAUAUUUCUUUCACUACCUCAAAGACUGGAUCUCUAGUAGAUGUCAACCAAUCUAAGGAUCCGGAAGGAUUACGUUGCUUUUAUUACCUGGUGCAAGAUUUAAAAUGUCUCGUAUUUUCACUGAUCGGUCUGCACUUUAAAAUCAAACCUAUUUAGGAAGCAAGCUGUAAUCACAACAAUUUUCAACUCAUUUCUGACUAACAUAUUGUAGAUUUAAUUUUGCUUUAUAAUACAAAACACGAAAUACAAAAACAUUUGAAUUUCCAGUAAA
Molecule: messenger RNA, 681 nt
Organism: Wyeomyia smithii (pitcher-plant mosquito)
Lineage: Eukaryota; Metazoa; Arthropoda; Insecta; Diptera; Culicidae
Gene: mago
Product: protein mago nashi
Exons: 2
Coding region: 117-566 (149 amino acids)
Biological process (GO): RNA splicing
Cellular component (GO): exon-exon junction complex; nucleus; catalytic step 2 spliceosome
Source: RefSeq, a predicted model, not a curated record